AUGAUCAGCAGCGAGAUAGCCCUGAUCAACCUUGAUUGGUGCGCUCGUGGAGACGAAGCCGUGACGACGGAAUGGUGCACGCUCUCCCGGCUUCCUCCCGAGAAAAGACCAGAAUCCCUAGGCGAAAUCGCUUACAUUACGUGGUGCAGAUGGAAGGUACAGGAGCGUAUCUUUUGCGUAGCUGAGGAGUUGAUACGAGUGGGCUUGGUGUCGUUGGAUGCCAUUUACGCCCCUGUGAAUCUCUGGGAGGCAACACCAUCAGUGGCGUCGGUCAUGGCAGCUCUCGAGUGUUACACGAUCCUCCGGUCAUGCAUGGACUAUGAGGAGAGGAUUUGUGGCACUGAUUUCAUUCAACCUGUCCAAUGGCUUGCAACGCUUAUCGUCAGGUCCUGCGCAGAUUGGACAUCCAUUAUCAAUCGCCUAAGCACCAUACCGGUUCUUGAUGAGCUGGAUUCGGAACUAGCCUCGAGGGUUGGGCAGGGGCUGCGGAAAUUUACUGUCAAUCCAGAUGAAGGAAAAGAAGCUCUAGUGGAGACCCCCGCGUAUUGUUUUGGCUUCCCCAUGGGACCAAGCUUGCGGAUUUCCAUGCCAAAUGGGUCACAAGGUAUUUACAGGUGA
Molecule: messenger RNA, 618 nt
Organism: Monascus purpureus
Lineage: Eukaryota; Fungi; Ascomycota; Eurotiomycetes; Eurotiales; Aspergillaceae
Source: the annotation of a GenBank genome assembly